AUUUAACAAAUAUAUGCAUUUAACGUGGAAAGUUGGGGGUCUUUUACCGAUCAAUGACGAAUUGGAAAAUUCAUUCCCAAAUGGUGAGGGUGGCUUCAGACAUAUCCCAUCAAUCUGGACAUUGGAGCCCACUAGACCUGGCAAAACGGUCGGUCAGACGCACACUGCACGAGCACCCGGUGUAUUAUACGGCGAAGACGCUGAGGGGUGCCGAGCUCAGGUACUCAGUAGCCGAAAAGACGGUCCUGGCCGUGGUUUCAACCGUGCAGCGGCUAACACCCUACUUCCAAGCUCACCCGGUUCAAGUGCUCUCCCAACAACCCAUUGGUGCGCUGCUCAAGAGCCCGAACGCGCCCUCGCGCAUGUCCAAGUGGGCGGUGUUCCUUGGAGCUUUCCAGAUCGAAUUCAGGCCAAGGCCAGCGAUCAAGGGCCAAGCGCUAGCUGACUUCGUGGUAGAGUGCACCGCUCGGGAGGAGGCGAGCCCAGAAGAGCCGGAAGCCUAUGACUGGUGGAUAGUUUUUACCGACGGCUCCUCCGCCGCCAAAAACUCGGGGGUGGAGUGGUAGUCAUCGAUCCCGAAGGCUUCAGAGCAUACUACUCAAUUCGAUUCGGUUUCAAGGCAUCAGACAAUGAAGCGGAAUAUGAAGCGCUCUUGUGCGGGCUACGCCUAGCAGUCGGGAUGAACGCAACAAAGCUAAGGGUAAAGU
Molecule: messenger RNA, 707 nt
Organism: Cuscuta campestris
Lineage: Eukaryota; Viridiplantae; Streptophyta; Magnoliopsida; Solanales; Convolvulaceae
Source: the annotation of a GenBank genome assembly